AUGGAGACUUUUACUGUCGUUGUUUUGUACCUCAGCAUCAUUGUCGUUCCUAGUGUUCUAAUUUCCUCGUUUCGUCGCCUUUCGGCAUGGCAUGGCAAUGGCAAGAUAUCCAAGAAGCUUGCUAAGUUUCCUGGACCCAAGCAAUACCCCAUCGUCGGCCGUGUUCAUGACCUGCCCAGAUUUGCCAUGUGGCUCAAGCUCAAGGAAUGGGCGGACGAAUUCGGCCCUAUCUAUCAGACCAGUAUGCUUGGGCAGAAGUUUAUUAUCAUCUCCGACGAGGAAAUGGCGCAGGAGCUUCUUAUCAAAAACGGAAACAGUUUCGCUGGGAGACCUCAGAUACGGGCCCUGAUCGACCAUAAGCUUGGACCUGCCUAUUCGGCGUUGAUGGACCGUCAUGACACCUGGAAAUACCAACGGAAAUGGGUUCACGCCGCCAUGGCUUCGGCCCAUCAACACCACUUUUACGGCCACAUCGAGAAUGAAGUCAAGAGAUGGCUUGUCACCCUCCUACUGGACCCUGAGAAGUUUCACGGAAACACUCGUGAGCUAACGGGCCGGAUCAUCAGCCGCCUUGCUUGGGAUGAUGCCUCUCUAGGGAAGGCCUACGGAGAUAGCGCUAUUGAAACACUCACACAUCUCAUACGCUACAACCCAUGGCGUAUGUUUGAGGUGAAUCGAGAGAAGAACCAGCGCGCAUGGUGGCUGCGAUCGUUCCGUCUCGCCAAGGCACGAUACCGCCGUGGAGAGUUGCCGAACGACACCUGGACUUACCGUUACUUCGAGCAACUGCAGCAGAGUGGCAACAAGACCCUCGUUCAGAGCGACAAAGAUGAGGACUUUGCUGCGUGUAUGCUUGGGUUCCAGUGCCUCGUUGGCGUUGUCACUAUCUCAGGACCAUUGCAAUUCUUUCUGAUGUGCAUGGCACUUCACCCAAAGUGGCUGAAGAAAUGCCAAGAGGAGAUUGACAGGGUCUGCGGCAACAGAAUGCCAACUCGAGACGACUUUGCCGAGUUGCCAACUGUACGAGCUUGCUUGAAGGAGACCCUUCGGUGGAGGUCUGGAGUUCCUCUUGGCGUUCCUCAUCAGUGUGAAAAGGACUCCGAGUUUCAAGGCGUCAAGAUAGAGAAGGGCACCAUCAUUCUUGCUUGCGAAUGGAACAUCAACCGCGUCCGUGGAAAGUAUCCGGAUCCUGACCACUACCGACCAGAUCGCUAUUUAGAUCCAAGUUUUCCAACUUACCAGGAACCUCUCAGCCGCUAUCCCAACUUCAGAGACGGUGUUGGUAUGCACACCUUUGGUUGGGGGCGUCGAACAUGUCUCGGCCAAAAUCUGGUUGAUGACGAAAUGUUUGUCGCGGGAGCGGCAGUGUGUUGGGCAUUUGACAUGGGCCUGAAGAGAUGUCCCGCCACAGGCAAGGAUGCCACCUUUGACACACAAGCUACGAACUCGAACGUCAUCUUGGAGCCGUUACCGUUCCCGAUGCAAUUCAAGGUCCGCAGCCCAGAACGAGCACAAGUAUUAUUGGAGGGUUACAACGCAGUCAGAAGCGAUUUGAAGGUUUGA
Molecule: messenger RNA, 1563 nt
Organism: Colletotrichum karsti
Lineage: Eukaryota; Fungi; Ascomycota; Sordariomycetes; Glomerellales; Glomerellaceae
Product: cytochrome p450
Exons: 5
Coding region: 1-1563 (520 amino acids)
Molecular function (GO): monooxygenase activity; oxidoreductase activity, acting on paired donors, with incorporation or reduction of molecular oxygen; heme binding
Source: RefSeq, a predicted model, not a curated record